AUGUUGAGGUAUUUUAAGAAAAUACGAGAUGAACCUACUUCAAACAAGUCAUCUCCCCCUCCACCACCUCCUCCUCCUCCGCCUCCUCCACCAGCUCCUCUUGAUGCUGACUCAAAUGAGUAUCCUAGUGAUCCUGGGCUAAGAAAGCACAUUCUUGAGUAUAAUGUUAAUGAAAGGGAGAUUGUUCGACGUUACUAUUUGCAAAAAGGUCCUUUUCAACCUAAAAAUCAUGAAUUUCCUUGGCGUUCUUGUCCCAAAGAGAAACGAAGAUUUCGAGCUAUAUGGUUUAGUCUUCAUCCUAAUUGGCUAGAAUACAGCAUUGCAAAAGAUGCGGCUUUUUGUCUUUAUUGCUAUUUAUUCAAAGCGGAUCAUGGUGGUCAAAGUGGUGGUGAUUCUUUUGUUACUGAGGGAUUUAAAAAUUGGAGAAAGAAAGAAAAAUUUAAUGAACAUGUUGGAAAUCAGAGCAGCAUUCACAACAGGUGCAUGAUGGCGGCUUAUGAUUUAAUGAAUCAAAAACAACAUAUUGAAACUUGUUUGGUCAAUCAGUCUAGUCAAGUAGCUAUCGAUUAUCGUGUUCGUUUGACAUCAUCAAUUGAUUGCAUAAGAUUUCUUGUGCGUCAAGGAUUAGCAUUUCGUGGUCAUGAUGAAUCAACAAACUCACUCAAUCAUGGUAAUUUUCUUGAAUUGUUAAGAUUUCUUGCUGACCAUAAUGAGGAUAUCAAUAGAGUUGCACUAGACAAUGCUCCCUCAAAUCUCAAAUUGACAUCGCCUGAUAUUCAGAAAGAUAUUAUCAGAUCCAUUGCUUAUUUAACCACUAAUUCUAUUCUUGGAGAUCUCGAUGAUGAAUUAUUUACUAUAUUGGUUGAUGAGGCUCGUGAUAUAUCUGUUAAAGAACAAAUGGCAGUUGCUUUAUGGUUUGUAGAUGAAAGGGAAAAUAUUGUUGAGCGCUUUCUAGGCCUUGUAUAUGUAAGCGACACUACUGCCUUAUCACUUAAAACUGCUAUUGAUUCUUUGUUGUGCCAACAUGGAUUAUCUAUAUCUAAUUUGCGGGGGCAAGGAUACGAUGGAGCUAGCAAUAUGAGAGGAGAAUUCAAUGGCUUAAAAAGCUUAAUUAUGAUGGAGAACCCUUCUGCUUAUUAUGUUCAUUGUUUUGCUCAUCAACUGCAGCUUACACUUGUAGCUGUUGCUGAAAAUCAUAUAAGAAUUUCUACUUUUUUUGAUGUGGUUGCACAAUUGAACAAUAUUGUUGGAGCGUCAUGCAAGCGAAGAGAUAUACUUCGUGAGAAACAAUUUGAAAAAGUUAUUAAAGGAAUUUGCAAUGGUGAUAUCUUCACUGGACAAGGUAUGAAUCAAGAGAUGACAUUAAAAAGAGUUGGGAGCACACGUUGGGGUUCACAUUAUAAUACAUUGUUAAGUUUGAUACAUUUGUAUCCUUCAAUUAUUGAUGUUCUUUUAUUUGUUGAAGAGGAGGGAAAAGAUCACAAGCAAAGGGCACAAGUAAAUAAUCUGUUGGAAUUGAUUGGAAAAUAUGAAUUUAUAUUUCAGAUGCACUUAAUGAAGAAGAUCUUGGGAGUCACGAAUGAUUUGUCGCAAGCUUUACAAAGAAAAGAUCAAGACAUUGUAAAUGCCAUGAUUCUUGUAAGAUCAAGCAAACAUCAACUGCAAACUAUGAGAGAUGAUGGUUGGGAUUUGUUACUGAAUGAAGUUUCUUUAUUUUGUGUUAAGUAUGAGGUAGUCACCCCGCACAUGGAAGACUUGUUCGUCUUUCAUGGGAGAUCACGACGAAAUAUUGAAGGAAGGACAAAUCUUCACUAUUAUCGUGUUGACACAUUUUAUGAAGUGAUAGAUUUGCAACUUUAG
Molecule: messenger RNA, 1860 nt
Organism: Zingiber officinale
Lineage: Eukaryota; Viridiplantae; Streptophyta; Magnoliopsida; Zingiberales; Zingiberaceae
Product: zinc finger MYM-type protein 1-like
Exons: 1
Coding region: 1-1860 (619 amino acids)
Source: RefSeq, a predicted model, not a curated record